Molecule: messenger RNA, 4456 nt
Organism: Malania oleifera
Lineage: Eukaryota; Viridiplantae; Streptophyta; Magnoliopsida; Santalales; Ximeniaceae
Product: phytosulfokine receptor 2
Exons: 2
Coding region: 1092-4238 (1048 amino acids)
Biological process (GO): protein phosphorylation
Molecular function (GO): ATP binding; protein kinase activity; protein binding
Source: RefSeq, a predicted model, not a curated record
UUAUAUUUUCAGAGUUAACUAAGGAGAGAGGAAACAGCCAUUCGUAGGAAUUGACAAUUCUUACCCUGAAGCCUGUGAGUUGUGAACAGCGACAGAGAAUUUCGGUCCAAAAGUCAGCUCUUGCGUCUGCAUUUCUCCCUUCACCUCACGCAAUGUUUUCCCCAGUAAUAUAAAAUAUAAAGAUUUUGUAUCCGUAUCCCUUUCAGCAUGCUGCGGCAAUGGUGCGCUGCCCACUAUUGUUUGAUUUGAAGGGGCUGCAUCCUUUCAGCUUUCCUCUUCCUCUAGAUUCUGUCUCCUUGUUUUUUUAUGAUUAAAAAAAGCAUAAUGGGGGUUAGGGCUGUACGGGUUUGAAACGGGAGCUCGACCCUGAAGCCCAUCUGCAGAAAGGUGGCUGACCACUGUGUAUUUUGGUGGGAGGGAACCCUGGCUUCCCCUGCGAGUGAUGUUUGCCAAAUGACAUGAGCCCUUAUUUGAGGGUUUUGGCUUGUGGGUCUGUUGCUCGGAGAAAUCUCUUUCUUCAUCUCUCCUCUCCUGUGAAAAAAAAAAAAAUUUAUUAUUUUGGUUAAAAGUUCAGAAUCUGUUCAUCUCAUUGUCUUGGGAUCUGAUAUCGUUUGGAGAUCUCAGUUGGCUCUGGUGUUGAGCGUUGCUUCACUUGCAAGUUGUUGUUAUUAGAGCCUUUGGUGGUUUCUGCGGUGUUUUGGGAUGUGGGUUUGCUGUGGGAUUCUUCAUUCUCUCUGUGGACUAUAGAGCAGUUGUUCUCAUAUUGGGCAAGCUUGGCAUAGUGCUUGUUCAAGAGCUCAGAUUGAAAGAGGGAACUGUGUUCCUUGAUUCAGGUCAGGGGUUUUAAUUAUUUCUGGUGGGGGUAUCACUUGAUCAUGCUGGUGGUGGUUCGCUAUUCUCUAGUAAGAAGUUGUUAGUUGGAUAUUUUUGUGGUUCCUGAGUUGUUUUGGGAUGUGGAUAUUAAGAAAAUUUCUUUAUUUGUGUCCCAUUUUGCGUCUGAGAAGCAGUUCACGCGCAAAAAUAACAGCUUGAGCCUAGUUUAUUGGGUUGGUAUCAUUGAUUUGGGUUUGGUAUUUCCUCUGGUUUCAACAAUGUUGGUGCUAAAGUUUAUUCCAGCGACUUUCCUGAAAUGGAUAUUGGUGACUUGCUUUAUUUUCUCUUCUCUGGGUCUUGAAACCCUCAACCAAACCUGUGACUCUCAUGAUUUGUUGGCACUGAAAGAAUUUGCAGGAAACCUCGCAAAUGGAUCUAUUAUCUCGACAUGGUCUAAUGAGUCCAUCUGCUGCCUAUGGGAUGGCGUUGUUUGUGAGAAUGGAAGUAGGGGGUCACUUCCAAGGAGAGUGAUUGAAUUGAUUCUGCCCAGUAAGGGCCUGAAAGGUGCAGUUUCACGCUCUUUGAGUCAAUUAGAUGAAUUGAAAUUGCUUAAUCUUUCGUUCAAUCAUCUGGAGGGUUCAUUACCUUUGGAGCUAUCAAAUUUGCGGCAGUUGGAAGUUCUUGAUCUUAGCCAGAAUAUGCUACGUGGAUCUGUUUCAGGAGCGCUUCUUGGUUUGAAGUCCAUACAAUCUCUAAAUAUUUCUAGCAAUUCUUUUGCAGGGAAUCUGUUUGAUCUUGGGGCAUUCCCAGAUCUUCUAGCAAUCAACGUAAGCAACAAUUCCUUCACUGGGCAGGUUGAUUCUCAAUUAUGCAGUUCACCCACUGAGGUUCAAAUUCUUGAUUUAUCAAUGAAUCAGUUUGAAGGUGGGCUUGACGGCUUAGUCAAUUGCAGCAAAUCUCUGCAACAAUUGCACGUGGAUUCCAAUUCUCUGACAGGUCAUCUUCCGGACCUUCUGUUCUCAAUACCAUCUUUGGAGGUGCUCUCUGUGUCUGGGAACAAUUUCUCUGGCCAGCUCAGUGAGAAACUGAGUAAGCUCUUCAGAAUUAAAGCGUUGGUUAUUUCUGGGAAUCAAUUUUCAGGUUCAAUUCCGAAUGCUUUCGGAAACCUCACCGAGUUAGAAAGUUUUGUUGCACAUUCAAAUUUGUUCUCUGGAUUUUUGCCUCCUACCCUGUCAUUCUGCUCCAAGCUUCGAGUGCUUAGUCUUCGAAACAAUUCCCUCACGGGUAGAAUUCAUCUUAAUUUUGCUGGGCUGCCCCAUCUUUCUACACUUGAUCUUGCCACCAAUCAUUUUUAUGGUUCCCUACCAAAUUCUCUCACCAGUUGCCAGGAAUUGAAAACUUUGGCUGUUGCUAAGAAUGACUUAAACGGUCAGAUCCCUGAAAAUUUUGCAAACCUUUCAUACCUUUCCUUUCUUUCCUUGUCAAACAAUAGCUUUGUUAAUUUAGCCGGGGCAUUAUCUGUACUGCAGAAGUGCAGAAAUCUUACUACUGCUAUCCUUACAAGGAAUUUUCAUGGAGAAGAGAUGCCAAAGAAUGUGAGUGGGUUUGAGAACUUAAAUAUUUUAGCACUUGGGAACUGUGCUCUCAGCGGCCAAAUCCCGAUUUGGUUAUUGAAUUGCAGGAAGUUACAAGUUCUUGAUUUGUCAUGGAAUCAGUUGAAUGGCAGUAUCCCUCCUUGGAUUGGCAAGAUGGAGAAUCUGUUUUACUUGGACUUCUCAAAUAACUCAUUCACAGGAGAAAUCCCAAAAACCUUGACAGAGCUAAAGAGCCUCAUUUGUGCAACUUCCAAUCCAUCAGAUCAUACCAAUCCCGGGAUUCCCCUAUAUGUAAAGCGGAAUCAGAGUGCCAGUGCUUUGCAGUACAACCAGGCCUCAAGUUUCCCCCCAUCAAUAUUCUUAAGCAAUAAUAUGAUUAAUGGGACGAUUUGGCCUGAAAUUGGGCAAUUGAAAGGGCUCCAUGUGUUAGAUUUAAGCAGGAACAACAUUACAGGGACUAUUCCCAUUUCCAUUUCAGAUAUGGGGAACUUGGAAGUCUUGGAUUUGUCAUACAACAAUCUGUAUGGAUCAAUCCCACCAUCAUUUAAGGAACUCACCUUCCUUUCUAGAUUUAGUGUGGCUCAUAAUCACUUGCAAGGAGCUAUUCCAACUGGUGGACAGUUCCUAAGCUUCCCCAAUUCAAGCUUUGAAGGGAACCCAGGACUAUGUAACCUGGGAGAUUCUUCUUGUGAAGGUGUUGACAACACACGGCGGGAACCCCAUAUCCCAUCUGGCUCAGGCAGUAAAUUUGGCCGAAGCGGCAUCUUUGGAAUUACAAUUGGUGUUGGAGUUGGGAUUGCUUUGCUUUUGGCAAUUGUCCUGCUGAAAAUAUCAAAAAGGGAGGCUGAAGAUUCUAUUGACGUUGAUGAAGAAACUUCUGGGCUGCAUGGGUUUCCAGAAAGGCUUGUGGCUUCUAAGUUGGUGCUUUUUCAGAAUUCAGAUUGCAAGGAACUUAGUGUUGGGGACUUGUUGAAAUCUACAAACAACUUCUGCCAAGCUAACAUAAUUGGUUGUGGUGGCUUUGGUCUGGUUUACAAAGCCAACCUUCCUGAUGGCACAAAAGCUGCAGUCAAGAGACUUUCCGGAGAUUGUGGCCAAAUGGAACGUGAAUUUCAAGCUGAAGUGGAAGCCCUGUCAAGAGCUCAGCACAAGAAUCUUGUUUCUCUUCAAGGGUAUUGUCGGCAUGGAAACGACAGAUUGUUAAUAUACUCCUAUAUGGAGAAUGGAAGCUUAGAUUAUUGGCUGCAUGAGAGGUUUGAAGGGGGAUCAUUUCUCAGGUGGGAUGCAAGACUGAGGAUAGCUCAAGGAGCUGGUCGUGGAUUAGCGUACUUGCAUAAGGUUUGUGAGCCAAACAUCGUUCAUCGGGAUGUAAAAUCAAGCAACAUUCUUUUGGAUGAAAGAUUCGAAGCUCAUUUAGCUGAUUUUGGUCUCUCGAGGCUACUUCAUCCUUAUGACACCCACGUAACAACGGAUUUGGUUGGGACUCUAGGGUACAUUCCUCCAGAAUAUAGUCAGACAUUGACAGCUACAUUCAAGGGUGAUGUUUACAGCUUCGGUGUUGUUCUUCUCGAGCUUCUAACUGGUCGGAGGCCUGUGGAAGUUUGCAAGGGAAAAAACUGCAGGGAUUUGGUGGCUUGGGUGUUUCAGAUGAAAUCUGAAAAGAGGGAGGAGGAGGUUAUAGAUUCAAUAAUUUGGGAUAAGGAUCAUGGAACUCAGUUCCUGGAGGUGCUCAGCAUUGCCUGUAGAUGCAUAGACCCUGAUCCUCGGCGGCGGCCCUCUAUUGAUCAGGUUGUUUUGUGGCUUAAUAGUGUCGGUAGUGAUGGUGCUUAGUAAUGAAUUUUGUUAUUGUAUUAUCCCCAGAAAGUCAAGUUUCCUCAGUGUGGAAAAUGUAACUAUAAAAAACACAGCAGAAAAUUUCUAUUGAGUUGAAGGAUGUCUUUUGUUUAAGUGACCUCUGGUGUUUCUGCAAAAAUUCGUUUUAUUGCUGUAUACUGACAAGGCUCAACUUUGUAUGCAAAUAUCUACAAAUAUAUUUUUUCUACGAGUGC